UAAACUUUCAAUAUUGAAGGGGUUGGGAUCACGUGUGUCAUGGACUCAUGAGUCAUGAGAGCUGCUGAAACUUGAAACUACAUUUCAUUUUCCAAUAGCGGUUCAAAUCGCAGUUCCAAAAUAUCUCAGUAAAACCGUAAAAACAAAAACAACAAAAUCAAUCUACCUCUAAAUUCUUCAUUGGGACUUCAAAAAAAUCUCCCCUGGACCCCUUUCUAGGCUUUCUCCAUCUCUCGAAGCCCUUUCAGAUCCUCGACGAUUCAAUGGUUCUUUGAUCAUUACAAGAUUCCUCAGUAGUUGAUAGGCGGCUAUCUUGCAACGUGCAAACCUGAUGGAUGUAGAUGAUAACAAAUCAAUUGCUGAGAAUGGAGUGGACCAUGAACGGGAAUUCCACCAACAACUUCCUAGUGAUGAAGAUGUUUUUGCUGAUAAAUCUGAUUUGAUUCCCAAUGGACGUUCUACUAAUGAAGACCUAGAGUGUGAUUUGAAGCGCACUGUUAAUUUGAAUGAAGAUGAAGCUCUUGACUCUUCUGUCCAAGAUGCUAAACAAAGCCAUGUGUCUGGCUCCAAGGAUGCUGAAUUAUCCCGUUCUGGAGAGCCCAAGACUGGCAAAGUAGAAAAGUCUCUUGGAAAGCCUAAAACUGGUAAAGUUUUGAGCCUCAUGGGAUCAAAGAAGGGACAGUUUGGAAAAGAUGUUUCUUGUGGUUCUGUCUCAAAUGGUACAAGUGCCCCAGGAUCACGGGAUAAACAAUCAUCUGUGCAUAGGUCUAAACCAUUUGAUGAUAAAAAAACUGGUGAUGUUGAUUCAAAGACAUCAUCUGCUCUUGUCAAGACUAAUAAUGCUAAGCAGUCUGGACACCCUGGCAAAACAUCUCCAAAGAGGGUUGAGCAUCUUGAAGGGCUUAAAGAAAAUCCUUCGCUGAAGCCAUUGAAGAAAGGACCUCUAAGUAAAGCUGAAGUGGCCCAAUCUGCUUUAAGUCCUACGAUCGGGGAUUCUAAGUCUUGCAGAGCUGGUGCUCUUCCAAAUUAUGGUUUCAGUUUCAAAUGUAAUGAAAGAGCAGAGAAAAGGAGAGAGUUCUAUUCUAAACUUGAGGAAAAGAUCCAUGCAAAAGAAAUGGAGAAGAGUAAUAUGCAAGAGAAGACAAAGGAAUCCCAGCAAGCUGAGAUUAAAAUGCUUAGAAAGGCCUUAGCUUUCAAAGCAACUCCCAUGCCAAGCUUCUAUCAAGAACCUCCACCUCCUAAGGUGGAGCUGAAGAAGACUCCACCAACAAGAGCCAAAUCUCCCAAGCUCGGUAGAAAAAAGAGCUCACCUACCAGGGAAAAGACUAAUGUUCAUGGUGGCACACACCAUAUCAGAUUGAGCUUGGAUGAAAGAGUAUCUCAGGAAGAACCUGGCAAAAGAUUUUCUCAUGUCAGUGUGAAAACCCCCCUGAGGAAGUCCCUUCCGAAACUGCCAUCUGAAAAGACCAAUGUGUCAGGAGAAAUAAGGAAAGCUCCAGCUUGCAGAGCUACUACCUUGAAUACGGAGAUAACUGAUAUUGCUUCUCAUCCAAACACUGCAGCCAGUGUAGAUACUGAAGCCAUUACACCUAACGGGGAGACUCAAGAAACAAUAAUAAUGGAUGUUGAGCAACCCGAGGCAGUAGCAUUUGUGGAGACAAUUCAAACUGAAGCAAAUGAUAAGUAUGUUGUUGAAGCUUCAUCACAGUCAACUGUUACCGAGGAAUCCAUCACAGCGGAUCAUUAAGAGCAAGAAGUGGAGUAAAAGAUAUCUUUCUUAAGCAGCAAACCAUAAACCCAUCUUUGCCAAAAAUGAUGGAAUGGUAUCGACAGAAGAUUAAAUGUGUUUUGGUUGUAAAUGUGCGCUGUCUUUCAAGAUUGCUGAGCUUCUCAUUCAGAAUUGUUAGCAGAUUGUAAAACUAAAAGAGUACUGCUAUUUGCACUAUUUGUCAGUUGCAGGUUGUGUAGAUCUGGGUUCUUGAGACCUCUCUUCCAGACUUCCAUGAUAUUCAUGACAUUUUUUUUCUUGAAGUGCACAAUUUUAGAACUUGGUUUGUGCUGGCUGUUCAAACAGGGAUGACGAAUGAGUGCUGUUUGUUAAUGAUUGUGUAUCUAUAAAUUAUUAAAUGCUUCGUUUGUUUGUUGUUUAAGGUUACCUCAUCAUCUUAUUUAUUGACAUUGGAAGAAACAUUGAUGUCCAAGAGUACAUUUAUAUUUCAUUUAUACGAUAUACACAGUUUAUUGGGCUUCAUUG
This is a messenger RNA of Cuscuta epithymum, 2254 nucleotides long. The record is from the annotation of a GenBank genome assembly. Lineage: Eukaryota; Viridiplantae; Streptophyta; Magnoliopsida; Solanales; Convolvulaceae.